Molecule: messenger RNA, 1013 nt
Organism: Saccostrea cuccullata (small rock oyster)
Lineage: Eukaryota; Metazoa; Mollusca; Bivalvia; Ostreida; Ostreidae
Exons: 5
Coding region: 147-896 (249 amino acids)
Source: RefSeq, a predicted model, not a curated record
UCCUGGACAGCGGCACCAUAAAAUGCAGUGAUUAUAAGAGUCUUUGUCAGAAGAACUUCAGUUUCACAGCAAUUCCUCCUAAUCAAAAUAUCAUCGUUUGGAUCCAGACAAAAAUUGACGAUUUCAACUUUUGUCAACCCAUUGUGAUGCCAACAGCUUCUGUCCAAAUUACACCUAAUUAUAGCCUGGAAACAAUACAACAAGAGUCUCAGCCAAGCAAAUCAUCGUUUCAACCCUCAUCCUUUGACUACGUGAUAUUUGUGGCUUCUUUUCUCAUUUUAUUAAUGAUUGCAUUUGUUGUUUGGUUUAACUUUUUUCGAAAAAGGCGGGAAGCGAAAGCGAAGCUGAAUAUCACACCUGAUGCUGCAUCAUCUCUAGAGAGUUUGAUGGAGUCUCCGUUAAGGCUUUCACAUACAUUGGAUAGAGACAUCGUAGUAGUUGCAAUGCCAAAUCAGGGAGAAACUAGGUUUCUGCAGCUUUUCAAUGAAAUAAAGUCAAGAAGUAAUGUCCGCCUUGUCAUUCCUGAAAAUUGUGAAAUGGAUAUAUUUAAAAACAUGGACAUAUGGAUUUCUAAUUGUAUCAAAAAAUAUCAAAGGUUCCUGGUCCUGUUAACCUUGGAUCUGGUGUCUGAUGAAGAUGUCAGCUGUUCGAGUCCUUUUUGUGAAGUCAACAGAAUUCUUUUUCGACGGCUGUUGUUGAAUGUAAACAGUACUGAGGAAAUAACAAAGAAAAGACUAUUUUAUAUUUUUCUGGAUCCGCCUGUUGAUAUUUUACAUUAUGCCUCUCAAGGAUUGACCGAGUCUCAACCUUACAAACAUACAUACGAUCUUUCACAAGAAAGGAAUUGUCUAGAUCAAACUAGCAGGCUUUUGUCUGAUCUAAUGAAUAGUUUUUGAGUAGUAAGUCGUGUAUGAUUGUAAGCAAAAAUAAAAUGCAUCUGCAUUUAAUUAUACAUUAAUAUUAUCAUUUGUUAUUUGCGAAAUGGUACAUCUAAUUUAGUGAUUUCCUAUAAA